AUGGCAACUUAUAAUGUAUUAGGAGAAUUAACAACAUUCAAUGAAGAUGAAACAGUAAUUUCACAUCAGUAUUCAAGAAUAAGAAAAAUUGAAAAUAUUGAAAAAUGUAAAAAGCUAAAAGCUUUGUUAUUGAUAUCUAAUUGUAUUGAUAAAAUAGAAAAUUUAGAAAAUAAUUUAGAAUUAGAACAUUUAGAAUUAUAUGAAAAUAUGAUAAAAAAAAUAGAAAAUAUAGCAAUGCUAACAAAAUUAAAAAUCUUAGAUUUGUCAUUUAAUAAAAUAAAAAUUAUAGAAAAUUUAGGAACAUUAGUAAAUUUAGAAGAGCUAUAUUUGUCUAGUAACAAAAUUUCAAAAAUUGAAAAUUUAGAGAAUUGCAGAAAAUUAAGAUUAUUAGAAUUAGGUUAUAAUAAAAUCCGAAAAAUUGAAAAUUUAGAAAAUUUAGUUAAUUUAGAAGAAUUAUGGUUAGGUAAAAAUAAAAUAGAAGAAAUGAAUAUACCUUUAUUACCUAAAUUAAAUAAGUUAAGUUUACAGCAUAAUAGGUUAACAAAAUGGUGUGAAAAAUCUAUUAAUAAUAUUCUAUCAAUAAAUGAAUUAUAUUUAAGUUAUAAUAAAUUAAAUUGUAUUAUAGAUAAUGUGAAAAACCUAAAAAAUUUAAAAGUUUUAGAUUUAUCAUACAAUGAAAUAGAUAACAUUUUUAUAUGUUCAGAAUUAAAAUCUUUAGAUGAGUUGUGGUUAAAUAAUAACAAAAUUAAUGAUUUAAAAAUGAUUGAAAAUUUAAAUGAAAAUAAAAAUUUAAAAACAUUAUACCUAGAAAAAAACCCAAUUGAAGAAAAAUUAGAAAAGAAUUAUAGACAAAAAGUGAUUAACAUUUUGCCUCAAUUAAAGCAAUUAGAUGCAUUACCAAUUACACCAUUAAAUAUAUCACAAAAAAAUUAA
Plasmodium gallinaceum is the source of this 933-nucleotide messenger RNA. RefSeq names its product leucine-rich repeat protein, putative (gene LRR1). NCBI's taxonomy places the organism in Eukaryota, Apicomplexa, Aconoidasida, Haemosporida, Plasmodiidae. Gene Ontology annotation, molecular function: protein binding. The transcript has 4 exons. The record is from RefSeq and is a predicted model, not a curated record. Gene Ontology annotation, cellular component: cytoplasm. The coding region runs from base 1 to 933 and encodes 310 amino acids.